Messenger RNA from Dissoconium aciculare CBS 342.82, 987 nucleotides. Its product is annotated as DUF1295-domain-containing protein. The coding region runs from base 1 to 987 and encodes 328 amino acids. Gene Ontology annotation, molecular function: oxidoreductase activity, acting on the CH-CH group of donors. The transcript is spliced from 2 exons. Gene Ontology annotation, cellular component: membrane. Gene Ontology annotation, biological process: lipid metabolic process. NCBI's taxonomy places the organism in Eukaryota, Fungi, Ascomycota, Dothideomycetes, Mycosphaerellales, Dissoconiaceae. The record is from RefSeq and is a predicted model, not a curated record.
AUGGCUUCCAUCAUCAAUGGCUUACUUCGGUCGACUAACUUCCGUAAUGCCUUCUUGCGCACACUGGUCCCGUCAAUUGGACUAGCCUUCGGUCUCCAAGUUGCAACCGCCAUUCCUUCUAUUGCGUUUCAAACAGAGCGCUUCUUUGAUCUGUCGGGUUCAAUUACAUACAUCUCAUGCGCGGCACUGUCGCUCUAUCUGCCUACAUUACGGGCCCGCUUCGCUGCAGCUCCCGGCUCUGUUCUACCACCAUACCCCAGUCUCCUUCAGAGUCUCACCAGCAAAGGCGGCGUGAGCGCAUGGAACUGGCGACAGGUCGUGCUCAGCGCCGCUGUGACUUUCUGGGCCGGGCGUCUCGGCACUUUCUUGUUCAAGCGUAUCUCGGGCGACGAGGGCAAGGACAGCCGAUUCGAUGAGAUCCGUGGCUCGCCAGCCAAAUUCCUCGGUGCAUUCCUUGCACAGGCUACAUGGGUUUCCCUGUGCCUGAUGCCCGUCCUUGCGAUCAACAGUAUCCCUGCCACUACGCUCGCCGCCUUGCCCUUGGUGACUGUCACCGAUGUGAUUGGUGUCCUCCUCUACGUCGGUGGAAUUUCUUUUGAAAUGACUGCCGAUGCGCAGAAAACUCAAUGGUUGAAGGAGAAGAAAGAGAAGAAGCACAGCGAGGAGUUUUUGACCCGUGGUCUUUGGAGCAAGAGCCGACACCCCAACUACUUCGGUGAGAGCACACUCUGGACCGGCAUUGCUACAACCGCAGCUGGAGUCCUAGUGAGCAAUGUUGGUCAAGCGGGCGUCGGUCUUAGCGGCAGUGCCAUUGCGCGAGCCGGUGCCAUCAGCAUGGCUGCCGUCAGCCCUCUAUUUGUGACCUUCCUAUUACUCAAGGUGAGCGGCGUUCCUCUUUCGGAAGACAAAUACGACAAGCGUUACGGAGACCGCAAGGACUAUCAGGAGUGGAAGAAGAACACGCCGAUGUUCAUCCCCAAAUUCUGA